CGAAGGUUUUCACCCCACUUUCGGCUCGAUACAAUCCCCUCUACCUACGCUCUCGUUGCGUACCCACCCCACCUUAAGUUCUCCAACAACACCUGUCGUUACGACGGCGAACGUCUGGCUUUCCGCUAGUCUGACGUAUAUACGGUUGUCGUAGGUUCUCCCGAGAUUCUUGUCGCGUGUAGUGAGUCCUGUCGCCUGCGCAUUGAUUGUCGUUCUCUUUUCCCAGCGCGAUUUAUUUAUUUUCUUCGUUGCGCGUUAGUCGCGUGGCGAGGUGUCGUCCGGGUGCGUUGUUUGUUAUUGUUAUUAUUAUUGCGUAGAAAAAAAUUGUGUCGGAAUCAAUCACGAACUUUGGGUCCGAGGGAUGUCUUGCAGUGAUAGUGUGGAAAAAUAAGGGUUUGUUUGAAGAUUGGUGCUUUAUGAUUGCUGAUAAACGAGGAUGAUACUCAAGAAGUUGUUUGCGCGAACAUCGCGAGACGUCGCGACGCUGGGUCGACGAAUUAAGCGUCGCGACUUUGGUUUUACGUAAUGUUGAUCCACUGCUACUGCUACCAACACCGUUGGGGGGACUUGUCAAGGUCACGGAUCACGGAAAACGCACUGCAGGUCCGUAACGAGACAUCGUCGCUGAAGCUACCAUUGAUUCUACUAGUCUAGUGAAGAGCGAAGAGUUUCAUAAGUCAAGAGAACGGAAACACUUGAAGAAAUUCGUUAAAAAAGGUGAUGAAGUUAAUAAAUUUGAGAGAUUGGAAAACAGAUGAAAAACGAGAGAAACACUGAGAAAGAAAGAAAUCGGAGAAACUGAAGAACUGAGAAAAAUUUGGGAAAAAAAAUGAGAAUUGAAUAACAUUUAACGUACACAUAUAUGCAAAAUUAGAAAAGUUAUAGGAAAAAAACGGAAUUGACUAAAGGGAGAAAGAUGAUGAUAUUGAAUAAAAAGAUAACAUGCGGGGAAUAAAAUAUAAAAAUAGAAAUUGUGAAAAAAGUGAAAAAUGCUAAUUAAAUGUCAAGACAUAAGAUUGAUUCUUCAUUUUUUAUAAAUAUUUCUUUUAAAUUUUCUGCUCGAUUCAAGCUAACAUUCAAGUUACACAGUAGCAUUGGUUCUUAAAUUAUUACGGAAAUAAAAUUUAAUUAAGAAGAUAUCCACGCGCAUGCCUUUCGGAAGAAAUAAAGCUGAAAAAGAGAUAUCAUCGGACAUUUUCGAAGAAAAUACCUAACAAAGCUCGAAGGCGAUACUUCUUGCGGGACCUUGCUUGCGCAAAACGUCGUGAUCGCAACGGCGAAGGACGCCGGAUGCUUGACGUCGCGACGCUUCGCGGGACUUGACGAGAACAGACAGGACGAUGAGCGUCAGAAUAGUUGUGAGUGUCACCGAGCUUACAAAUAUGGAUGCCAAGGAUCGCUAUCUCGUCGAAGGCAUCGCACUCUCUACAGCCACCGAGGAUGUGGGAGACGGGCCCCAAGGGCACGAAAACGACACUGAUUCAUAUUCGUUGUCACAUCUUGAUCCACCUACCGAUAGCAUCUACAUGAUAUGUGGAGUGCUGAUCGCUAUGGUUCUGGUCGGCAUCUUGAUCGUCCUGCUCGCCGUAACGAUCAGCAAGCUGCGGAAACGCGAGGAUCAGUCGAGUACGGACGCGGUGCACCCUGAAGCUACGGUGGUGCAGACAGCAACCUCGCCCGGGACGAUCGGGACGGCGCCGACGACACACCCCGACGAUUGCUGCACGCAGAUAUCCUCCUCCACGACCACUAUAUCGACCGAUAUCGGCAACGGUAUUUGCAAUGAACACGUCUAUGCUACGACUACGGUCACGCCGUCCGCCAAUCCCGUCGAGCCGUUCGCGUGGCAAUUCCCGCCCCCGUAUCCACCACCCCACCUGCCGCCACCGCAAUACACGUUGUACAACGAUCAGGAUACUCUUGUACACGCCUUGCCAUCGCAUAGGCCUGGGUUUGCGAAGGGCUUCCGCAAGAAUCUCGGCGGACGCUGGCGCCGGUUGGUAAAACGGAAAGCCGAAUCGGAUACCUGUGCCAUUCCUCCCGAACUGAAGGAUCAGCUGAAAACCAUCUAUGUCUAUUAACAUCCGAAAGCCUGUCCUGAGAAAGAGUCUCUGAAAAUUAUCAAUAAAAUUCUGUCAAACAUGAAAAAAGAUUGAUAAAAGCAAAAAGAGACUCUAGUAAAAAAAUUGAGAAAAAUAUGAAAGAGAUUGACAGGAAUGAAAAAAAGAUUAGGAGAAAAAUGAAAAGGAAUUGAAAGAGUAUAAAGAGUUGGUAAGAAUAUGAAAACGAGUGAUAAAAACACAAAGAUAAUUGAUAAUGAAAAUGGCUAAUAAAAAUACGAAGAAGAUUGGUAAAAGGACGAAGAAUUGGCAAUGGAUUGAAAUAUAUAUGUUCAAGAAAGGAAUAGAGUAGGUCAAUUUAAUGAUAGCUGACAUAUCAGAAAGUGCCUAAAGAAGAUGCCUGAUCAAAGUGCCUUCUUUUAUUCCACGAGCGCCUUUCUCACGAGACUGAUACCGCGAAGAAACCGUGAUAUAUGGGUGCGACAAAGCGAGUUAUCUCGUAGCUUCUGCCUGUACGUUUCUGCGCACUUAGUAUAGUCGAUAGAUCGCCGUAUUUCGGGUAAUUAACUAGUAUUAGUAUGUCAGCUUGAUUUACGAAAAUACGAGCAGCCUGCGAUCGAUUAUUCAACAAGUUUCAAUAUUUCUCUCAAAACUCAACUCCUAAAUCUGUUCUUGAUUAGUCCCGAUCGAAUCUCGAUUUACAGUUUUCAGUAAGUCAAUAAUCGCGAUCUCGAGAGGAAAUUCAAUAUUGUAAAACUUUAAGUAUUAUUUAUUAAGAAAAACAGUAGUAUAUAAUUUUCCUAAAGUGCAAACUAGUCGUAUGAUGGAUGGGAAAAACGCAGCUGCUGUGUGUCAUCGUGCGUUAUAUUACUCUGACGAAAUAACACAACGAAACCAGCAACAAUCCGUUCUUUAUUUAAUUUAUAAGUAUACAAAGCGUUCAGAGCUAAAGUGGAUCAAAGAUAUACUUUAAAAGGUAUCAAAAAUAAUCAAAGAUAUACUUUUUUUUUAAUAUGGUUACAUAUUUAAAACUAAAUUUACAAAUAAAAUAGACUUGAUCCAUUUUGGCUUUAUCUCGUGAAUUUCUUCUUGGGCAGUUAAUUUUUAAUCUAUCUUUUAUAUAAGCAAAAUCGAUCGUCCCCUUGCUCAUUUUCGUAAUCAAUUUUCGUAGUCGCUGACCUAAACAUGUAUAAAUAAAAUGUAGUGAUUUUUUUGGAUGUCUGCGGGAUAUAUGAUUUAAUCAACAAAUGGACUUUGGUAUUCCUAAACUCCUCGGCCUGAAGAGAAGAGGGUUCUAGGAUUCAUGAAUCCAAAAGUUCCUCCCGCUUAGAACAGAAUACGGCGCCUCGCGUAAUAAUAAUAAGAUAGGCCAAUUUAUAAGAUUGAGUCGAAUUACUAUGACGGCUCAUAUUGAGCUCGCAUAAUUGUAACGCUGACGUGAUAUUUCAUUUGUACGCUCGCAUUAGGCCUUUAACCGUUAUUGAUUCACAAUUUAAUUUGUAUACGACGAGAGAAUAAAGUAUUAUAAUAAAUAUUAUAUUAUUUAAAGAAUUAUAACAAAAUAUAAUAAUUAAGAAUAUUAUAUUAUUUUAAAAAAUCACGAAAACUAUUUAUAUGAUAAAUUAAUUGAACAAUUAUUUCUAUAUUAAAUUUCUACAAUUAAUUUCACAAAUAGUAAUUUAACAAAUAAUGAAAUAUUUAUUUUAAUAAUUUUUAUUUAUAAGUAAAUUGAAUAUAAUUUUAAUGACUUUUUUUUUAAAUUGUCGGUUGAAGGAUUGCACUGCGUAGUGAUGCCAUGAAAGAAGUUUUUUGCGUCAGCAAUUAAUUAAUUUAUAGUGAUUGACGGAGAUGAUAUUCGAUCUUCCGAAGUUCUGCAGAUUUUCUUGGAAUUAUCAUGAAACUUAAAAUAUAUUUAUAAACAUAAAGUCUUUCCUAUGUUAUCAGAAUUCAUUGAAAAUUAUUUUUUGUAUUUUAAUAAAUGCCAUGGAUAUUCUACAUAAACAAUUAUUUAUAUAAUUUUGAUUGAUUGAUUACAUAAAUUGACAUAUGACAAUUAUUAUUUUAAUUUUUCAUUAUUUUACAUAUAUAGAUCAUUAAUUUUAGAGCAUUUUAAUUAUUUUUCAUAUUUUUUGAUAUUUUCUCUAUUUUUCUCUAUUGGCAAAGAUAUUUUUUAUCUUCAUGCUAAUUUCUGUGAAAAUAUGCAAUACUUCACGAAUGACCGAAAACCUAGAAUCAUAAUCCUCGUUAUUAUAUUGCAGAUUGUAAAUAGAAUAACGAGAAAUCUAUCAAUGUUUAGAGUUCUAUACUUUUACGAACAUAAUCGACGAGAUUUCUCUUGCAAUAGUGAUUUAAUGAAAUGUUGUAUUGACUCGCGACUUCAAUUUUUUAAGUAUUAUAAAAAUAUGAGAAAAGAAGUUUUUUUUACACGAUGGACACACAAAAUAUUUAACCAAUGUGUAUUAUUAUUAUAGUUUUAUGAUAAUUCAAUGAUUAAUUUGUCAAAUUUUGAAGAAGAAAGAAUAACUCAAAGAAAUAAUCCUUGCUAGCCAAAGCUAGAUAAUUGAAGUGAUUAUUUACAGAAUAUACAUUUCAUUUCUCACAUAAAUAUAAUUUAAAUUAAAACUGAGAUAAAAUACAUUGCGAUCUAAAUUUUAAUAUAAUACUCUUUCAAAUAAAUAUGAGAAUUAUCUGAACACAGAAAAGAGAUACAAUAUUAAUAUCAAAAAUUGUAUUGCAAAUAAAACAUGUAAAAUAUUAAAUAAAAUUUUUUAUUAAUAUACUUAAGUCGCGUGUCAUAAAGUGUAUGAUGUUGUGAAUUUGUAUAUAUCGAAUAUCAUUAAUGCACCUGAUUGUACAGUGGAAUUGUACAGCACAUGCCGUUUUUGUUCUUUUCUCCGUCUUCUUUUCUUUGUAAAUAAUCAGUAUCAAGAUGGGGCUGCGAGUUCCCGUCGCCUAGUCACUCAUUCAAUUAAUAUUUCGUUGAAAUGUUGUAAUUGUAAUAAUGAAAACCACUCGGUGCAGCUUUCUCUCUUCUGUCUGAAAUCAAAUAAAGAAAUAAAAAGAUGUUACAAAUAUAUAGAAAAAAA
This is a messenger RNA of Cataglyphis hispanica, 5146 nucleotides long. RefSeq lists its product as uncharacterized. The record is from RefSeq and is a predicted model, not a curated record. The transcript is spliced from 8 exons. Bases 1341 to 2081 code for a protein of 246 amino acids. Lineage: Eukaryota; Metazoa; Arthropoda; Insecta; Hymenoptera; Formicidae.